UACCAACUCUCGUUUUCUUCAAAACUGUUGACAUUGUGUCAUAUUGUUGUUCUAAGUAUCAUAGUGGUCCCAUGCAAACAUUAUCCGCCGCCUUUGAAUCCAAGUCCACACCUCCCAAAUCAAUUCAUUUGUAUACUGCACCCACCCAUCCCCUCCUCUCUCUCUCUCUCUACCCUCUUCUCUUCUCUUCUCUGUUUCUCAUUAUAAGUAUCAACCACAACCAAACCCCAGUAACAAAAAACAAGUCUUUUAAAGUCCUUUGGUUAGUUUCAUUCUUUGGUUAGUUUCAUUCAAAUGAAGAUGGAAGAAGGAAGUAUCAACCUUCCUCCUGGAUUCCAAUUCUACCCAACUGAUGAAGAACUAGUCCUUGACUUUCUAUACCGCAAGGCAUCACUCUUGCCGUGCUACCCCAACAUCAUUCCAGAUCUUGAUUCUUAUGUUCAUGAUCCAUGGGAGCUCAGUGGUAAGGCAUUAUCGAGUGGAAACCAGUGGUAUUUCUUUAGCCAAAAGACACAAGACCGGGCCACAAAAAAUGGAUAUUGGAAGCAAUUAGAUAUUGAUGAAGCCAUAUACACAAGUGCUGGUAAGAAAGUGGGAAUCAAGAAGUAUCUUUUAUUCUACAUGGGUGAAGCUCCAGAAGGCAUCGAAACCAAUUGGAUAAUGCAGGAAUAUUCUCUUUCCAACAGUGGAUUGGGCUGUACAUCCUACAAAAGAAUAGCAGGGAAAAAAAUUUUGGAUGGUGUUGAAUGGGUUCUUUGUCGAGUUUAUGAAAGAAAGAGUUCUCAACAUGGUUUUUGGUGCGAUGAGGACGAUGAUGAUGGAACCGAGCUUUCAUGUUUAGACGAAAUUUUCUUGUCAUUAGAUGAUGAUCUCGAUGAAAUAAGUUUGCCAAAUUAGUCCUAGCUAGAUUGGUUUCAAUACCCAAAUGUAAAAUAUGUAGUAGUUUGUUCUGCUACCUCAAAUUUGCUUUGUUCUUAUUUCAUACUGAUAUCUUCAGUACUUGUCAUCUUGUGAAGAACAGAAAACAUAAAUUUCAGCCAGAAAUUUUGAAACUUGAA
Messenger RNA from Vitis vinifera (wine grape), 1058 nucleotides. RefSeq names its product NAC domain-containing protein 104. Bases 295 to 897 code for a protein of 200 amino acids. The transcript has 3 exons. The record is from RefSeq and is a predicted model, not a curated record. Gene Ontology annotation, molecular function: DNA binding. Gene Ontology annotation, biological process: system development; regulation of DNA-templated transcription. Lineage: Eukaryota; Viridiplantae; Streptophyta; Magnoliopsida; Vitales; Vitaceae.